AUGGACUGUGAUAUCGCCUCAUAUCACGUCUCCUCGUUCGACUUUCUCGUCACCGACGGCUGUCAGCUCGCCGCCCAAGCGAUUCCAGCCGAGAAGUUUCGUUUGAAAAAUGGAGACAAUGUCACAAUGAAGUUCACAUCCGCCCAACUGCAUAAGCCGACGCUGGACAGUGGUGCCAAAUUGACCAGCGACACCCUUCCAUUGUACCCAGCCGAGUGCCGACAGCGUGGAAUGACGUAUGCUGGAAAUCUGAAAGUCAACAUUGAUGUCCAUGUCAAUGAGACGCGUUUGGAUAUCAUUGAGACCAUUCUCGGCAAGGUCCCGAUUAUGCUCCGUUCCGAAGGCUGUCAUCUCCGUGGAAUGUCCCGUAAACAACUGGUCGCAGCCGGCGAGGAACCCAUCGAAAAAGGCGGCUAUUUCAUCGUCAACGGCUCGGAAAAAGUGAUCAGAUUGCUCAUUGCAAAUCGUCGAAACUUUCCAAUCGCAAUCAUUCGAAAAACGUUCAAAGAGAAGGGAAAACUAUUCUCAGAGUUUGGAGUGAUGAUGAGAAGUGUGAAGGAGAAUCAUACGGCUGUCAUGAUGACAAUGCACUAUUUGGAUACGGGAACGAUGCAGUUGGCACUGCAAUUCAGACGAGAAAUCUUCUAUAUCCCAAUGAUGUACAUUGUGAAGGCGUUGACGAAUAAGAAUGACGCAGUGAUAAGUGCAGAAUUCAAGAAAGGACGUCCCAAAGAUCAAUUCUUCGCCUCCUGCAUCCUCAACAUGCUUGCUCAAUGUCAAGAGGAAGGGAUUCUGGACCAGGAAUCUGCCAUAACAGCAAUCGGAUCCCGUUUCCGAGUAGCUGUCUCGGAUAGAGUGGGUCCUUGGGAGAAGGACAUCGACGCCGGCCGCUUCAUCCUCAAAGAAUGCGUGCUGAUUCAUCUGGAGGACGACGAGGAGAAGUUCUACACGCUGGCCUAUAUGGCUCAGAAGCUCAUCGCGCUUGUGAAAGGAGAAUGCGCUCCGGAGACGCCCGACAAUCCGCAAUUCCAGGAGGCAUCAGUGUCUGGACACAUUCUGCUGUUGAUUUUGAGAGAGAGGAUGGAGAAUAUUCUGGGCAUGGUGAGGAGGAAGAUUGAGUUUAUGAGUGCUAGGCAGGAUUUUCGAUUGACAUCAGCCCAGAUCCUCAAAGCCCUUGGCAAUCACAACGGCGGAGAGAUCACCCGUGGAAUGGCCUACUUCCUGGCCACCGGAAACCUCGUCACUCGUGUCGGCCUCGCUCUUCAACAGGAAUCUGGAUUCUCAGUGAUCGCCGAGCGAAUCAAUCAACUUCGCUUCGUCUCUCACUUCCGAGCCAUUCACAGAGGCGCCUUCUUCAUGGAGAUGCGUACAACCGACGUUCGAAAACUCCGUCCCGAAGCGUGGGGCUUCAUUUGCCCGGUGCACACUCCCGACGGCGCGCCGUGCGGUCUUCUGAAUCACGUGACGGCGUCGUGUGAAAUCGUGACCCAUUUAACGGAUAAUUCGAAUGUGACAUCGAUGCUGGCGGAAUUGGGAAUGUAUACACAGAAGACGGUGUCGAUGGCACCGUCUGGCGAGGAGUUGUAUCCGGUUCUGAUGGAUGGAAAAUUCAUUGGCUACGUGCCGAUUGCUAAGGCAGCGUCGAUCGAACGAUAUUUGAGAUGUGCCAAGGUGGCGAAGGACGCCAGAAUUCCGUAUACAGCUGAGAUCGCUCUCGUCCGCCGCUCCACCGACAUCAAGAACAUCCAAACCCAAUACCCGGGAAUCUACAUUCUCAGUGACCCGGGCCGUCUGAUUCGUCCCGUUCGAAAUUUGGCACUGGACUCUGUUGAACACAUUGGAACAUUCGAACAAGUCUAUCUAUCGGUGGUGUUGGAUCCAGAAGAGGCGGAGCCCGGUGUCACGAUGCACCAAGAGCUCCACCCGUCGUGUUUGUUCUCUUUUGCCGGAAAUUUGAUUCCGUUCCCGGAUCAUAAUCAAUCGCCACGUAACGUCUACCAAUGUCAAAUGGGUAAACAAACCAUGGGCACCGCCGUGCACGCCUGGCACACCCGCGCCGACAACAAAAUGUACCGUCUGCAGUUCCCACAACAGCCAAUGCUAAAGCUGGAAGCCUACGAGAAGUACCAAAUGGAUGAGUACCCGCUAGGAACGAAUGCGUGCGUGGCAGUGAUCUCCUACACUGGAUACGAUAUGGAAGACGCGAUGACAAUCAACAAGGCCUCUUAUCAGCGAGGUUUCGCGCACGGAACAGUGAUCAAAGUGGAGAGAAUCGAACUGGUGACCGAGCGAGAGAAGAAGACCAUUUUCCAUAAGAAUCCGAGAGAAGAGAUUAAGACAGUUGGACCAGAUGGACUGCCAAUCCCUGGAAGACGUUACUUCAUGGACGAAGUCUACUAUGUGACGUUUAAUAUGGAGACUGGGGACUUUAGAACCCAUAAAUUCCAUUAUGCAGAGCCGGCGUACUGUGGAAUGGUGAGAAUUGUGGAGAAUUCUGAGGCGCCUGGAGGAGGAGCUCAGCACGCGUUGAUUCAAUGGAGAAUCGAGAGAAACCCAAUUAUCGGAGACAAAUUCGCGUCGCGACACGGACAAAAGGGAAUCAACUCGUUCCUAUGGCCCACCGAAUCGCUUCCGUUCUCGGAGACCGGCAUGGUACCGGAUAUCAUUUUCAAUCCUCACGGUUUCCCGUCUCGGAUGACAAUUGGAAUGAUGAUCGAGAGUAUGGCUGGAAAGUGUGCAGCGACGCAUGGAGAGAAUUAUGAUGCGUCGCCUUUCGUGUUCAAGUUAGUUCUAUUGGAAAAUGGGGACGGCGGGGAGGGAGUGAAAUUGGAUUUUUCUCAAAAUUUUAGUCCGAAAAUUUAUGCCGGAAAAUCCCCGAUUUUUUUUUCCAGCGAGGACAACACAGCGAUCAACCAUUUCGGCGAGCUGCUCACCAAAGCCGGCUACAACUACUACGGUAACGAGACGUUCUACUCGGGUGUCGAUGGACGGCAAAUGGAGAUGCAAAUCUUCUUCGGCAUCGUCUACUAUCAACGCCUUCGUCACAUGAUUGCUGACAAGUUCCAAGUGAGAGCCACCGGUCCAAUCGAUCCGAUCACUCAUCAACCGGUCAAAGGACGAAAGAAGGGUGGAGGUAUUCGAUUCGGAGAAAUGGAACGAGACGCCAUCAUUGCUCACGGUACCUCGUUCGUUUUGCAGGAUCGCCUGCUCAAUUGCUCAGAUCGUGACGUGGCGUACGCCUGUCGUCGUUGUGGCUCUCUGCUCUCCGUUCUAAUGUCGAAUAAGAAGCAAUCGUUCGCCAACAAGCGAAGAUUCCACGAGGAGAACGAAGAUGCCCAACUGGACUACACAGAAACGCAACGAUGCCGUACUUGUGAUCGUGACGAUCAAGUGUUUCUUCUGCAAGUGCCACGUGUGUUUCGUUUUUUGACUGCCGAAUUGGCUGCGAUGAAUGUGAAGAUCAAAUUGGGUAUUGAACAUCCGGCCAAGAUUACUGGAAGCUAA
Messenger RNA from Caenorhabditis briggsae, 3504 nucleotides. The record is from RefSeq and is a predicted model, not a curated record. The transcript is spliced from 9 exons. Gene Ontology annotation, biological process: DNA-templated transcription. NCBI's taxonomy places the organism in Eukaryota, Metazoa, Nematoda, Chromadorea, Rhabditida, Rhabditidae. Gene Ontology annotation, cellular component: nucleus; RNA polymerase I complex. Bases 1 to 3504 code for a protein of 1167 amino acids. Gene Ontology annotation, molecular function: ribonucleoside binding; DNA-directed RNA polymerase activity; DNA binding.